GUUCGUCGAAUAUGUGUCAUUGGAGCUGGCCCAUCAGGGCUCGCCGCUGCGAAGUUCCUUCGCGCCGAAAACAGUUUCAGCGAAAUAGAUGUCUACGAGCGGCGAAGCACUCCGGGCGGACUCUGGAACCACUCCGCUGAAACACAUGGAGAUGGAUUUGAGGAUCGUAUUCCCUCGACAAGCCCACAUGUGCCGCUCGAGCACCCAGCUGCUGGCGGAGAGUCUAGUGGACACUACGUCUCACCCGUCGACGACUUCAUGGCGUCCAAUAUUCCGAAGACGUUGAUGCGGUACUCUGACCUCAAGUUUUCGAAUGAUCUACAAAUCUUCCCCAGCCAUGAGGAGAUUCUGGACUGCCUACAGACCUAUGCAGAGGAUGUCCGAGGUUUGAUUCAUUACAACACUCAGGUCACCAAUGUGGAACUGCUCAGCACAUCCACUAGGGAUAAGUCUAACGAAAUGAUAUUUCACAAGGUCUACGACGCUGUCGUUGUAGCAUCUGGUUAUUAUUCUAUUCCUCAAGUCCCUCACAUCUCUGGCCUCGGUCAAUGGAAGCAAACUUACCCCGACACGGUCAUACACUCGAAGUACUAUCGGCGGCCGGAGCCAUAUGCCGGCAAGAGAAUAUUGAUUGUCGGAUCCGGAGCCUCUGGUCAGGAAAUAGCAACUCAAAUUUCGAAGGUAGCAGCAAAUACAUAUAUUUCUGCGAGAUCGAACAAACCAUCACUGGAUUCGAGAAUCACUGUUUUCCCAUCGAUUUUGCAAUUUGAUGCACUAGAAUGGAGUAUAACCUUUGAGGAUGGCUUAAAAUUGCUUGAUCUCGACUCCAUCGUCUUCUGUAACGGUUACAUUUAUGCCUAUCCAUUCUUGGAGUCGAUUGUGCCGUCUCCAAUUACAGAGAACGGGUCCGGAUUAAAGGGAACAUACCACCAUUGUUUUUUUACGCCACACCCGUCACUGUCCUUCCUCACCUUACCACGCGGAAUUCUAUACUGGCCAGAGUCACUACCUUCCACUGCUGAGAUGCAGAAGUGGGAAGAGGAUCUAUUAGCUGCAACCCCAACAGGCCAGGAUUUCCAUUCUUUGGAGCCACCACCACGGGAUGGCAAUCACCUUAACUUCCUGUAUGACUGGGCAAUCCAGGCGGACAAGAAACAAGGACUCGACAUGGUGGGAUUGGGAAACUGCCAACGCAUUGGGGUCUAGUUGAAUUUUAGCAAAGAUCAAAGACCCCAGAAAUUCACAAGGCUUUUUCAAAGCUCACUCCAAAGGAAAGGGGGAUAGUUCGGACCGUGGAAGACCUCGGCUUCGUCUACCCCGGAGAUAGAAAAGCAAAGCCCCUGUCUUCGGUUUGGGGAUCGUUAUUCGCCAUCAUGACUUGGCCGUGGAGUUGAUGUUCGUAUGGUGCGCUAGGGACGAUUGAAGUUAAGGCAGCUCCUAUGCUGGAGAUGAAAACAUGGCGUUCAGUGCGAGGUGUGCAUCGAGCGAUGCCUAUGCACUAGUUCAAAUGCACUGUGGGACUUAGAUUGCAUGUGUGCACGAGGAUGCAUUAUUACAGCUUAUCUUGAGCAGUACGAUAUCUAUAGAUUAGACGAACUUCACAAUUCUUUAUUUUUCG
Mollisia scopiformis is the source of this 1618-nucleotide messenger RNA. RefSeq names its product FAD/NAD(P)-binding domain-containing protein. Gene Ontology annotation, molecular function: NADP binding; N,N-dimethylaniline monooxygenase activity; flavin adenine dinucleotide binding. Lineage: Eukaryota; Fungi; Ascomycota; Leotiomycetes; Helotiales; Mollisiaceae. The record is from RefSeq and is a predicted model, not a curated record. The annotation marks the transcript as partial. The transcript has 5 exons.